AUGGGUCGUGCGACUUCAACUGAAUGCUUGCAUAACUUUUGCAAGUGUGUUUAUUAUUUAUAUAACAUUGAGUACUUAAGAAGGCCGACAGCUCAAGAUGUUCAACGUUUGGUAAGUAAGCAUGAACAUAUUCAUAGUUUUUCUGGUAUGCUUGGUAGUAUUGAUUGUAUGCAUUGGGGUUGGAGAAACUAUCCGGUGGCUUGGCAAGGGCAGUACACACGAGGCGACAAAGGACAUCCCACGAUCAUGCUUGAAGCUGUAGCUUCGUAUGAUUUGUGGAUUUGGCAUGCUUUCUUUAGCCCUACAGGUUCGAACAACGACAUCAACGUCCUUAAUGAAUCAGAUUUGUUUGAUGAUUUACUCCAAGAUAGGGCCCCCGAAUUGCAAUAUACUAUUAAUGGCGAAGAGUUUACGAAGGGAUAUUAUCUAGCUGACGGUAUAUAUCCUGAAUGGGCCACACUAGUCAAGUCUUUUAAAUGCCCGAUGGACCCAAAGACUACAAAGUUCAAGCGCUACCAAAAAGCUGCAAGAAAGGAUGUCGAACGAGCUUUCGGGGUGCUUCAAGGUCGUUGGGCAAUCCUUAAACAAGAUGCCCGCCCGCAUUCGGUGAACAAGAUAAAACGUAUGAUGUAUGCUUGUGUCAUUCUACACAACAUGAUUGUUCAAGACAACGGUAAUGCAAUUUCCGACCUUGAGGAGGAUUAUUUGUCUGAUCCAACUAAUAUGCCAAGACGUACGUAG
Molecule: messenger RNA, 741 nt
Organism: Erigeron canadensis
Lineage: Eukaryota; Viridiplantae; Streptophyta; Magnoliopsida; Asterales; Asteraceae
Exons: 1
Coding region: 1-741 (246 amino acids)
Source: RefSeq, a predicted model, not a curated record